Molecule: messenger RNA, 783 nt
Organism: Trachemys scripta elegans
Lineage: Eukaryota; Metazoa; Chordata; Testudines; Emydidae
Gene: GRSF1
Product: G-rich RNA sequence binding factor 1
Exons: 6
Coding region: 1-588 (195 amino acids)
Biological process (GO): regulation of RNA splicing
Cellular component (GO): ribonucleoprotein complex; nucleoplasm
Molecular function (GO): RNA binding
Source: RefSeq, a predicted model, not a curated record
AUGGCAAGACAUGACAAAAUCGCAAGUAUUGACAACACUGCAGAAGAGGCGUACCAUGUAAUCCUUUUUCCUUUUAAAUCUAGAUAUAUAGAAAUAUUUCCAAGUAGGGGGAGUGAAGUUCGAACCCAUAGCGGUUUGUUCAGGGGGAAGAAGAUGAAUACUUAUCCAAGUACUAAACCGAUAGAAGAAUCAGAAUCAGUCUUUGAAGAAAAUGAACAGGGUCAGCCCCUAGGACCUACUGCAGAUUGUGAAAGUGAAAAAGAAAAGGACUCUUACAGAGAAGUGAUUGACGAGCCUCGGGCCGCGUCAGAAUUCGAGAGUACCUUGUCACUGCUGCAUUUUGUCCAUCUGAGAGGUCUGCCUUUCCACGCUAGUGCCCAAGACAUUGUAAAUUUUUUUGCUCCACUGAAACCUGCAAAAAUCACCAUGGAAUAUAAUUCCAAUGGGAAAGCUACAGGAGAAGCAGAUGUACAUUUUGAGACUCUUGACGAUGCAGUUGCUGCUAUGGCCAAGAACAGGUCACACGUGCAGCAUAGAUAUAUUGAAUUAUUCCUGAAUUCAUCUCCACAAAGAAAACAAGAUUGCUAGGAUGAAGCAAGAACUGUUGUUUGCUCAUCAUUCUUGGAGCUAGAAUACAGGUGCUCCUGUUCAGUAGCAAAGAAACCAUAAGACAUCUUGCUUUUUCAAAGGCAAUUCAGUCUGUAUCUAAAAUUAUUCUGUAUGGGUUUAUGUAGUAAAGCGCACAAUAAAUUGUGUUCACACUGUGGAAUGUGUCUGUAAAAA